UGCAGAGGAAAGCAUGUGCAUGCCUCAUGAUACUCUCCAUAAUGGUGCUAAGGUGACACAGAGAAGAAGGAUUGUUGAACCACUGAUGUCACAUGGACUGUUUUACUGAAGUCCUUACUAUGUUUAUGAAAAUAUCUGAAUUUGCACUCCGAAGAUGAACAAAGGUCUUAUGGUUUUGGAACAACAUGAGGCAGGUCUGGAGCAAGACUGUCCGGUGGGUCAUUUUCCAUGUGGCAAUAUGAGCAUCUGUCUGCCACAGGUUCUGCACUGCAACAGCCAAAACGUCUGUCCCAACGGAGCUGAUGAGGACAACUGUCGUCAGAGCUGUUUAUAAAUACAGACAUCUCACGUGUAGCAUAUCUAUAUUUACUGCAUUUCUGAUUGGUCAUAAGGGCUUUAUCACAACUAUAAUGUUUUCUGAGAUUUUCAAACACCUUUCAAACUCUUAAAUUACUCUUAAAUUUAAAAUGUUAUUUUUUGUGAAUUGUAUCUUCCCAAUGUAAUAAAAAAAAAAAAAAAGUUUAUCUUUAUAAUUGAAAAAUGAAAUGCAAAAUUUAAUGGCAGAGAUGUUGAUGUUUAUAUUAACCUAUAAGUGUAUGUGUGUUUUGUAUAAAUGAGUGUGUGUGUGUGUGUGUGUAUGUGUGUGUGUGUGUGCGCUUGUCUUAUGUUGACUCUCAUCGAUGUCCAUCUCUCUGAAUGAGACAACAGUGGCUGGGCAGAUCUCUUCGACCAGACUUUUAAAAGGGUUUAUCCACAAGAUCUUGCUACAGACUGCCAAGUGGAGCAGUACCCUGAUCUCUGGCAGUGCAUUAACACUGAUAUCCACUGUGUGCAUGUCAGUUUGAGAUCCAUUCCACAGGUGUCAGUACGUCCCUUUUGUUGAAGAGCAACAAGAUUCACGUGUUACCCGAUGAGGCUUUCAUCAAAUACAUAAAACUACAGAGGCUAUCUUUGAGCCAGAACUGCAUCUCCUUUCUUUCCCCUGGACUGUUCAGUGAUCUUCAUGAACUCAAGUGGUUGAUUUUGGAUGACAAUCCCAUAACAAGAAUUACAGCCAACACAUAUACUGGCCUGAGUUCCCUCUUUUUCCUGUCAAUGGUGAACACCUCUCUAGAACAGUUUCCACCCUCCAGACUCUGCACCCAUGUGCCCUUUCUCAGCUGGCUGUGAUUGAGAGCCAACCUUAUCAAGAGUUGGCCAGAGAACACCUUCCAAUCCCUGCGUAAGAUGGGAGACCUGGAUCUGUCCAGCAACUUGAUAAAGGAACUUCCAGUCAGUAUAUUCAAGGAUUUACACUCAUUGCAGAUUCUGAAUCUGUCCCAAAACCCACUGGACCACAUCCAUCCAGGCCAAUUUAACCACCUAAUUCAGCUCCGGUCUCUUGGCUUGGAGGAAGUGGAGAUCCCAAAUAUCCAGACAAGCAUGUUUCACCACAUGGAUAACCUCUCCUACAUAUAUUUCAAGAAGUUCCAGUACUGCUCUUAUGCCCCACAUGUCCGAAAGUGUAAACCGAACUCUUUUGAAGAUCUGGUUGCUAAUGUGGUUCUUCGUGUGUCGGUGUGGGUCAUGGCUUUUAUCAACUGCUUUGGAAACCUCUUUGUCAAUGGGAUGCGGACAGUCCUGCGGGCUGAGAACAUCCUGCAUGCUCUUUGCAUCAAGGUUUUGUGCUGUGCAGAUUGCCUGAUGGGGGUCUAUCUGUUUUUCGUGGGAGUCUUUGAUGUAAAAUUCCGUGGCGAGUACAACAAGAAUGCCAAGCUGUGGAUGGACAGCCUGGAGUGUCGUAUCAUUGGCUUCCUGGCUAUAUUGUCCUCUGAGGUUUCCGUCAUGCUGCUCACUUAUUUGACCAUGGAGAAGUUCCUGGUUAUUCUUUUUCCUUUCAGCCACCUGCGACCAAGCAAAUGCCAAACCUUCACUGUUUUGACCUCUAUAUGGCUGUUGGGUAUCUCUAUCGCUGCAGUGCAUCUGCUUAAUGAGGAGAUGUUUGGGAAUUAUUAUGGACACAAUGGAGUCUGUUUCCCUCUUCACUUUGAAUGUCUGGAAAAGCUCAUUGCAAAGGGAUAUUCCACUGGAAUUUUUCUUGGACUUAACCUGGUGGCCUUCCUCAUCAUUGCCAGCAUGUUUUACUCCAUCUAUAAGACAGGCAUCAGUGCCACAGAGCUGCGUGGACGGCUGCACAGGGAUGUGGCAAAUAUGGCAAACCCUUUUUUCUUCAUCGUGUUCUCUGACACCCUCUGCUGGAUUCCCAUAUUCCUGGUCAAAAUCCUUUCCAUGCUGGAAGUUGAGAUACUAGAAACAAUAACAUCUUGGGUGGUGAUCUUAAUCCUCCUCAUCAACAGUGCCUUGAAUCCCAUCCUGUACACACUGACCACCAGUUGACAGGUAGAACUUUUAUGGUGCCAUUGACAGAGACAGUCCACACUCAAACAAGAUCACACGAGCCUCACCAGCUCUGUUAUCUACACGGAUCGCUCAAGGCCUUCUUUCUACCAUCGCAGCUACAACCCACAGACAUCUAUUUUAGACAGAUCAUGGCAGGUAUAGAUAAAAAUGUUCUAUAUUAUGGACACUGUAUUUGUCUGUAGUGGAUCUAUAGAGAGCCGGAGCACUGAAAGACAAUGUCCUGGUAGAGUCUCUUUGCUGGUGAACAGGCAUAAUCAUGGAUUGCAAUCAGAUGCUUCAAUGAAGGCCUAAAUGUAUCUAAAGAUAUUAUUGUUGGACAAUAAUGAAAAAGCAUUAAGAUUAAACAUAAAGUGCAAGACACUGUGCUCUUGCAGUACAUCAGAAAAGGCUUUUAAAACGGCUGAAUCUGUUACAAACUUUCUAGUCAAUGGGUUUUCAGAUCAUAAACUGAUCUGUUUUGUGAGAUGUCUUGACAGAGGAUUGGUUGACUUUUAAACAGUGCAACAGCCAACGGUGGACAUAUAUUUGUAUUUUGCAUAUGUAUAUUCUGAUUGAUUGAUUUAUAAAAAUAAAUCAAUAAAUAA
Messenger RNA from Cyprinus carpio (common carp), 2984 nucleotides. Its product is annotated as relaxin receptor 2-like. The transcript has 15 exons. Bases 1228 to 2376 code for a protein of 382 amino acids. Gene Ontology annotation, cellular component: membrane. NCBI's taxonomy places the organism in Eukaryota, Metazoa, Chordata, Actinopteri, Cypriniformes, Cyprinidae. Gene Ontology annotation, molecular function: protein-hormone receptor activity; G protein-coupled receptor activity; protein binding. The record is from RefSeq and is a predicted model, not a curated record. Gene Ontology annotation, biological process: G protein-coupled receptor signaling pathway.